AUGUUCCACCACCACAAGCACCAAGACACCCAGCAACAUCAUAGUGCCAGCCAAGGCGGGGAGAACGACGACGACAGUGGCAAAUACCCCUCUCAGCAAAAGAGCCACUUGAAUGAAGCAGAGGAGGAAAGUCAACCUUCACAUCAUGGAGAGGAGGAAGGAGUUGUGAAUCGAUUUGAGAAUUAUAUUAAGGAGGAUGAGGAGUUGGAGAGAGAGGGGCAGACGUAUGGGGGGUUGAUGUAA
This is a messenger RNA of Aspergillus luchuensis, 243 nucleotides long. RefSeq lists its product as uncharacterized. NCBI's taxonomy places the organism in Eukaryota, Fungi, Ascomycota, Eurotiomycetes, Eurotiales, Aspergillaceae. The record is from RefSeq and is a predicted model, not a curated record. The coding region runs from base 1 to 243 and encodes 80 amino acids. The transcript has a single exon.